Molecule: messenger RNA, 912 nt
Organism: Lodderomyces theae
Lineage: Eukaryota; Fungi; Ascomycota; Pichiomycetes; Serinales; Debaryomycetaceae
Product: VTI1
Exons: 3
Coding region: 1-912 (303 amino acids)
Biological process (GO): intracellular protein transport; positive regulation of oxidoreductase activity; P450-containing electron transport chain
Cellular component (GO): membrane; mitochondrion
Molecular function (GO): 2 iron, 2 sulfur cluster binding
Source: RefSeq, a predicted model, not a curated record
AUGUCUGACUCCUUCAACACUUAUGAGAGUGACUUCCAACUUGCUUUGCAAGAGGCAAAGACAAAGAUAUCUCAAGUAGAAUCAGUACAAGGAGAACAACGUCAAAGUUAUCUCAAAGCGAUUGAAGCAGCCACUGAUGAAGCAUUGGAGGCACUUGAUCAGAUGGGCAUUGAAGUGCAAAACUUGCCAACAACACAACGAUCAUCUUACAAUACGAAAAUCCGUCAAUACAAGUCACAAAUAGAUGAAGCUAAGGCCAAGUACAAGAAACUCAGUGAUUCUCAAGACAGACACGAACUAUUUGGAUCAAGGUACCGUGAUGAAGAUGGAGGUGCAGGUGGCUUGAAUGGAGUAUCCGAUUCGCAACGUAAACAAUUACUCAAUAAUCAAUCCUCAUUGGAGCGGUCCUCGCAGCGAUUGCAAGAUAGUCAGCGGAUCGCAUUGGAGACGGAGAGUAUUGGCGGCAAUAUCUUGAAUGAUUUGCGGUCGCAACGUGAACAAAUUGGUGGCGCUAGGAAUACAUUGAUGCAAGCUGAUACAUAUGUUGACCGAAGUAUUCAGACUUUGAAAAAACUCCACAUCACCUUCAUCACAAAAGACGGUCAGCAAUACACUUAUGAAGUGGCUGAAGGGGACAAUAUUCUAGAUAUAGCACAAGCCCACAAUUUGGACAUGGAAGGUGCAUGUGGUGGAUCGUGUGCAUGUUCGACAUGCCAUGUUAUUGUUGAUCCGGAAUUCUACGACGAGAUACCUGAGCCUAGUGAUGAUGAAAAUGAUAUGUUGGAUUUGGCGUUUGGGUUGACGGAGACUUCAAGGUUGGGGUGCCAGGUUAAAAUGUCGAAGGAGUUGGAUGGAAUUAGGGUUGCCUUGCCGGCAAUGACGAGGAAUUUACAAAAUAAAGAUUUCAAUUAA